CAAUGCGUCUUCAUAGGUGGUUUGCUUAUUGUUAUUACUGUAUAACUUUAGUUUGUUUCUAUGACAACUAAGUACCUACUUGUCUAAAAAUGGACAUCAAAAGUUUACCUCAAGAUGUGAGAGAUUACUUACGAAGCGGCGCAAAUAUACAAAGUAUUGCUCAAUGUAUCACGGAAUUGGUGUUAAAUAGUUUGGACGCAAAGGCCACUGCGAUCGCCGUUCGUGUGAAUCUUUUGACAUUUCGAAUUCAAGUUGUUGAUAAUGGUAUCGGAGUCUCGCAACCAAACAUGAGAGUUAUUGGACUUCAGCAUAUGACUAGUAAAUGUCGCUCCUUAGCAGAUCUCAACAAAAUUAAACAAUACGGGUAUCGCGGGGAAGCUUUAGCUAGUAUUGCGAAAAUGUCAAAAAAUGUCAACAUCACGUCACGACCCAAGGAUACGGAAAAUACGUACAGUAAAACAUACGAAAAUGGCAAAUGGUCAAAAACAGAAAGCGUGAAGUUACGAGCCGCACAAGGGACGACGGUUACUGUGUCAGAAUUUAUGCAUAAUUUUCCUGUUCGACAAAAACGUGUUAAUAAGAAUUUUGACUUGGAGGAAACUAAAAAAAAUAUGGAAGCGUUAGCAAUUAUACAUCCAAAGAUCACUUUUAGUUUGAGAAAUGAUGGUACAGGGAAUGUUAUCUUACAGAGUAAACAGGCCAGUAGUGUCAUUCAAGCAAUUUUUAAUUUUUAUCCGGAUAUUCUAAUCAACGAAUUUGUGGAAAUGAAGGUGUCGAAAGGUAAAAUAAGUGUGGCGGGUUUGAUCUACAAACAAUCACAUAGUAGCAGUAGGUUACAGUUCCUUUACGUAAACAAACGCCCGAUCGUUUCCCAAAAAAUACAAAAGUUAUUAGGAUCUCUGUUGCACAAUAUUUGUUUAAAAAAUGAACAUCCGGUUUACUGCUUGAAUAUCUCUUGCCCAUGUACUAUAGUCGAUUUAACGCUCAGUCCACGCAAAACCAUGGUGGAAUUCAAGAACUGGGACAUCAUUUUGAAAUGCCUUGAAAAAGGAAUGCGCGCAACGUGGAAGGAUAAGAACUUGAUGACCACCAGUCAACAUUCAGCAAUCGUCAGCAAAAAAAGUGUUAGUUUAAACAGUAAAUUUGGAGUUUCUGUACUGGAGGGAGUUGUCGUGGGGAAAAGGGUAAAACGUAACGAUCCCGAAUCAGAAAUACCCCUCGCCCAAUCAGAUCCUUCAAAAGUUGUUGAAAUAGAUGAUCACGGUAAGCAACAAUUAUCGUCAAAUAAGCAUUACCUAAGAAUACAAGGUUCGAAGAAAACUCCAGCUGAAAUACAACGUUACUGUCCCACAGUUACAGACUCAAUGCACGACCAACAAAAAGGAAAGGGUCUUAUAUUGAAUAUGUUUUUAAAGUCCACGGUCGCAUUUCCCGUUAAUGAACCGGACAAAACAAACACCAAUAUAAAAGUAAAUCACAACACAAUGACCAUGACCUUAUAUUCGAUGAAAAAUGUGAUACAAAAUUCCCACAUUAUUAGAACCAGCAAGAACAAGCAAAUGGUUUCAAAAUGUAUGCAGACUACUAUGAUGCAACAGGAAGAUGUGCAGUUUCAGUCUAAUUACCAUUUUCCAAUAGUAAGAACCAAUUUUACUAAGUGUGCCCAAAGAACGCAUCGAUCAUACUUUGUUGAUAACAAUUUUGGAAACUGGGGACAAAAAGAUAUUCGAUACGACGUCCUUAAUUGUCAAUACUCUCCGUAUUUUAACAGAAACCCUGAAUACUUCAUAGAUGACUCAUUGUUGGGAAGACGUUCAGAAAAUGCCCACAUUACAUAUGAUUACAAUGCAACUGUGCAGCAAACAUUUUGGGUUUCUCCACCGUCGUAUUUUACGAGGGGUCUCACUCGUGAUGAGCGAGUGAAGGGUAUUAUUUCUCCUUUCUUUAAAAAUUCCCUUUUAAUUCAAAAUGAAGACCUAAAUAAGAAUUUACAAAAUCCAUUUUCAAUAAGAAAUGGAAAAAUAAGUAAGAUGAAGCGGAAUUUACAGUUUUUUGGGAAACAAAAACCAAAUAAGGCAAACAAAAAAGGAAAAAAACAGAAAAUGCACAUAACAAUUCCUGUGAAUCGACUAAGCCCUGCUUAUGAAGAUUACCAAGUACAUAUUAACCAUCAAGAGCAACCAGAAACUUUCCUUCCCGAACCUAUAGGAAUGCAAAAUAUACCUUUUAAGUUAUUCCCCGAGCAAUCAAAGUCGCAUAAAGCGAAACCCUUAUUGCAACUGGGCCCUCCAAUUGAGUUACAUCCAAAUCUUUUAAGCAAUCACGAACUGCAGAAAAUCAAAACGCACAAGAAAAGGGCAUCCAAAAAAAAGGAGAGGAAACGACGAAAGUGUAUCCCUCGUAUUACUUCAACUGCUGUGAGUUGGAUUUCGCAUCACAAUAAAAACCGCAUCGAGAACACUUUUAACCGAAAUUUGUGUAAUAGUAACUUUGAGACAAUAAAUUCAAAUAUGCUUACUACCGCCCCCAUUGGUUUUCGUAAUGGGCCUGACAUGUUUCCUGCAUCUAUUGUAAUGCACAAGGAUAAAUCGGACGAAAAUAAUAGUUUUAUGCAAUGUUCCUUACCCGCUCAUUCUUACCCCCUAGCCGCCGAUAAAGUUGAAACAAUUGAAAAUGUUGAGGAUAAAACUUGGAUUUUUAAUCAAAAUGGGCCUGUGGACGAGGAGUGGACGUUGCACAAUUUUAAUUGGGAGGAGAAUAAGUAUAUUAGUAAGCACACAGGAAAUUCUAACUCCAGGCAAUCGCCUGUGUUUCCCAUUAGUAAUUCUUACUACAGAACAGUAAUGAAAGAUGAACGGGAGACCAAAGAAGACAACAGUGGGAAUCUGAUUUACAUAAAUCAACAAGAGGGAAAAACUUCAAUCUGUAAUCCACAAUGCAAUGAUGCUAACCCCGCUGUGAUCUUAGAAAAUGAAUGGAUGCAACAAGAAGACAGAGUGGGGAAUAAGUUUUUUAUAAACAAACGCACAGGAAUGACCUCAAUUUUCAGUCCAAAAACUACAAAUUCGUUUAAAGUAACGAAACGUAUAGAUUUCGUGCCAAAAGGUUCAUCACCGGCAUUGUUUAAAACUAUCAAGUUUAAUGGCUCCUUAACUCCUUGUUCGAAAAAAGAAUUGCUGAAAGCCCUCAUAAAAUGCCAUGAAGAUGAGUUGGGGACAAUUAAAUGGAGCAAUUAUAUUCAAGAUGGGAUAAGUGUCAGUCAAUUUUUUACUGACUUAUAUGAAGAAAAAAGUAAACAAGUGGUUAAUGCAAUUCAGAAUGUGUCAGUUGCGGCGUUUCCAAGAGCAAUGAUAAAAACAUUCAAUAACUUACAGCCCCAAUCUUUUGCAAAAGAUCUAUUUUUGGAUCUUGAUAUUAUCGGACAAUUGGAUAAAAAAUUUAUAGUAACGUUUUGUCAGUCAACGCAAUUGGUUAUUCUUUUCGAUCAACAUGCAGUUAGUGAGAGAAUUCGAUUGGAGAAUUUACUUAAAGAUUAUAAAGAAAAUGAGCGGUUUAGGUCCACCAAGUGCAACAUUAUUGCUGUGGAUGUAUUUUCUGGUCAAGACUUAAUUGUUUUAGAUAAUUUCAAAAAAUACUUUGAGACUCUAGGUUUUUUGUACAAGAUCCAGCAUAAAACACUGGAAAUUACACAUAUGCCCUUGUGUAUAUGGUCCCAAUUAAAAAAAAAUGAUGAACGUAACUUGAGAAGGCUAAUUAUUUCGUUGAUUAAUGAGCAAAUUGAUGGCAUCUUAUCUACACGUGGUAUAAGUCUCAAAAAGCCCACAGUCAUUCAAAACGUUAUCAACAUGGAAGCAUGUCGAGGCGCAAUCAAAUUUGGAAAACCAUUAUCAAUACAGGAGAGUGAAACACUGAUAAAGGAGUUAUCAAUGUGCCAACUCCCAUUUCAGUGUGCACACGGACGACCUACUUUAUCACCUAUUAUUGAUCUACAACAUAAUAAUACUCUGCGAGAUUAUGCGCUUAAGCCUAAUUUGAAAAUUUUGAAAAGUUAUCAGUUUGUUAAAUGUAAUUUUUAGUACUAUAGUGUAAUCCAUUCUAUCCACUUAUGUAUUGUUUAUUAUCUAAUCAAUGUUAUACAAUUUAUUUGUAAUUAAUAAACAAUUUAGAGUCUUA
Messenger RNA from Photinus pyralis (common eastern firefly), 4173 nucleotides. Its product is annotated as DNA mismatch repair protein Mlh3-like. The coding region runs from base 90 to 4076 and encodes 1328 amino acids. Gene Ontology annotation, molecular function: ATP hydrolysis activity; mismatched DNA binding; ATP binding. The record is from RefSeq and is a predicted model, not a curated record. Gene Ontology annotation, biological process: mismatch repair. NCBI's taxonomy places the organism in Eukaryota, Metazoa, Arthropoda, Insecta, Coleoptera, Lampyridae. Gene Ontology annotation, cellular component: mismatch repair complex. The transcript is spliced from 11 exons.